This is a messenger RNA of Doryrhamphus excisus (bluestripe pipefish), 1887 nucleotides long. The record is from RefSeq and is a predicted model, not a curated record. Lineage: Eukaryota; Metazoa; Chordata; Actinopteri; Syngnathiformes; Syngnathidae.
UGUGUGUGUAAUUCAGUCCCACGUCUGAAGGUCGUUUCAGGUCCACAAAGAAGGGAAUCUUCACUAAGAUGGAGAGGGGGUGGGGUCAAAGGUCACAUUUUCACCACCACCACAACUUUCAGGAUGUCACCAUCACGACAGUCACGUGACUCACCAAAGUUGAGGAAGAUGAGUUUGGCCUGGAUGGACGGACAUAGCUUGACGAUGAAGGGGAUGCAGAUGUAGACCACCAGCAGCCACGAUGCCACCCUCCUCAACUUGGACAUCACACCCAUCCUUGACGGCGGCGAAAGACGAGAACGUCACGGAAUGUUCCGGAAUGAAAGCCGCCACACAACAAUGUCAUCGAGAUCAAAGUUGAAGAGGGUCAUCACAUGACCACCAAGAGAGGAAGUAUCUUGUCAGGCGGGAGCUUAGUGGCGUCACGGACACCCGGCUGACUAGAAUAGAAGAGCUUAGACUCAAAGAGGACUUUGAGGACUAGUGGGCUUGUCGCAGUCCAGAACACCAAGCCAGUCCAGGCUGGAUGCCCUGCUGAGCACUUCACUUCCAAACAGGAAGUGACACAAGGAGAAGACACAGCAGGUCCAACCAGUCAGACGACAAAGUUGAAACAGGUCCAGCCAGGUCCAGGCGCAGCUUGGAUUAAAAUUGACAACAGUCAGCUCUGAUUGCUGUUACGCUCUCAACUACGACCUUGACGCGGUAAUACGAGCUUUACGAGUACAAAUAAAAACUCCAACAUAACGUGAUAGAUUCAAAGCGUCUGACCUCCUGAAAGGCUUCAUGCUGUGCUGCCGAUCGGGCCCACCAAGCCCAUCAACCCCCUCAGAGCCUGUCUGCCUCACAUCCGCCUCGACUGGGCUCUCUCUCUCGUGGUCCGCAGUCGUCGACGUUUUCCGCUUCCGCAUUGCUAAAAGACCACCAUCAAACGUCUCCGAGUGGAAAGCGACCGGCGAGGUGGCGCUGCGGACUGGUCGCCGCCGGCUGACGGAGCUUCAUAAAGCCGGGGGAGCGUGCUGCCGAGUCCCCCGCUGAGGACCGCAGCGAGCGACUGAUCAGCAGCCAAUCAGAACCCAGGGAUGUUCUGUGAGAAAGCCGUCGAGUUGAUCCGAGAACUUCAGCGGAUGAACGACGGCCAACUUCCUGCAUUUAAUGAGGAUGGCGUCCGCCAGGUGCUGCAGGAGAUGGAGGCUCUGUACGACCACAACCAGAGCGACGUGAAUGAGACCAAAAGUGACCACCGGGCAGAUUUGAUUCCCUCCAUCAGGCUACGUCACUGCUGCCUGCUGCGGAACCAGCGCUGCGUCACAGCCUACCUGUACGACCGCUUGCUGAGGAUCCGGGCCCUGCGUUGGGAGUACGGCAGCGUGCUUCCCGCUAAUGUGCGCUUCCACAUGAGUGCCGAGGAGCUGCAGUGGUUCGCGUGCUACAAGAAGUCUCUGGCAGCCUUCAUGCGCUCUUUGGGAGGCGGCGGCGGGCUGGACAUCACUCAGGACAUGAAGCCUCCGAAGAGUCUUUACAUCGAGGUAAGGUGUGUGAAGGACCACGGUGAGCUGGAGAUCGACGACGGCACCGUGAUCCUCCUGAAGAAGAACAGUCAGCACUUCCUGCCGCGAUGGAAAUGCGAGCACCUGAUACGGCAAGGUGUCCUGGAGCACGUGGUGUCCUGAAGACUUCUUCUUUUUCAGAAAGAAUGCUCACAGUGUCGUGAAUGAGCUUAGCAUUCGAAUAGGCAAACGGCAUAGACUGCUAAAAAGAUCAUUUAAUGGGACAUAAUUACCAUUACCAUAAUUCCAGGUGAGUGUCAGAGCUGGUUGCAGCACUAGGAGGUGUCACUCUGACUAUCACCAGGACCCAAACAGACCAGUCUCAAGUUGACAUUAA